AUGCCGGGCCCGCGCUGGAAGGUGGUUGGCGGCGGGGACAAAGGUGGAAUUCUGGCACCUUUGCCUGUGCGCGAGAAGAGGGAGACCACUUCUGAGCAGCUGGAAGCCAGACUGGGCACCGAUGCUGUAGUUGAGGAGCUGCAGCUCUCGGGUGAUCGGCUUCACUUUAAGAAGAUCGAGGGUGAUGGCCCAGACACGGGCUGGGUCAGCAUUAGGCUGAAGGGAAAGGAGCUGCUUGUGGCCUUGGAUGCGGACCGAGGGCCACAACCCCUCGCCACCUGGAAGGAGCUGGCAGGCCAAGCUCUUGGGCCCUGGCCCGCGCACGAGGACAAGGUCACCACGGUCCGCUUUGUUGUGGGCCCAAGCCCCACCCUUGUGAGCGCUUGCUGGUCCACGUCCUCGGUGCGGAGGUGGGAGCUGUCUGCGCGGCCUCGGCAGCUGUGGGAGAUGAUGACGCCGGGACUCGUGAGUGACGUGCUGUUCACAUCCGCGAGCUGCUUCCUGACGGCCGUCUCCGCCAAUCCGAUGCCAUCGGGCAGCGUGUGCCACCAAGCCGACUUCAAGCAACGCAUGGCCGAGUUGGAUGACCAGCUCGGUGAAGGUGACCAGCUGAUUGCAUGGUCAACCAACCCGCAGCCAACGCCGCUGCGGAGGAUGGCGUUCCACAAGCGCGGAUGUCAUCGGCUACAGGCAUGGACGACAAGAUGCGCUAUUCAACCGUUUGCUUCGAGUCAUCCCACAAAUCUGCUGUCCUGGUCUCUUGUCAUUUAG
Molecule: messenger RNA, 771 nt
Organism: Symbiodinium natans
Lineage: Eukaryota; Dinophyceae; Suessiales; Symbiodiniaceae
Source: the annotation of a GenBank genome assembly